AUGUCCAUAAACAAUAACGCUUUUCCGCUGACGGCAAUUGACCGCGAGAUUCUUGCCAUGAAGGACGAGGACUUUUCUCUCGUCACAUGGGAAGAACUCAAAGAAAUCAUUGCUGCCAAUCGCCUUGAACAAUUGAAGCGUCGUCCUUCCGACCUGCGUCGUUAUAUUGCAUGGUCUUCAGAGACCAAGGCAGAGUAUGGUACCAUUACAAAUUUCGUCGUUCAGAAGCGUCUGCACUGGACUCCUUUGCCCUCUUCGACUCCUGGUGAACCACCCAAGUUUGAGUUCCGUGACCCCAUACCCUUCAAGGAUCAGGGCGACUUCAAAAUCUUGAGAAACGACUGGCCGUAUGGACUAGACAAAGGCAUCGUUCACAUCUGCGUCUGGGUCAAGACUCCCAUCGAGACUGACCCUACUACUGGUGAUGUCACCGACUUUUCCAGAAAGCUCAUCGAAGACUUUGUCAACAAUACUUUCGCAGCCAGAUUGGAUACUGUCUUUGGUCCAGGUAAAGGCAAGGAACACGUUCUCUGGUUCAAGAACUGGGUUGCACUGCAGAGCGUACGCGGUGUUGAUCAUAUCCAUGUUCUGGUUCGCGAUGCUCCAGAAAGCAUACUAGAAGAUUGGUUCAAAGAAACCUAG
Molecule: messenger RNA, 642 nt
Organism: Aureobasidium melanogenum CBS 110374
Lineage: Eukaryota; Fungi; Ascomycota; Dothideomycetes; Dothideales; Saccotheciaceae
Exons: 2
Coding region: 1-642 (213 amino acids)
Biological process (GO): N-acetylglucosamine metabolic process
Cellular component (GO): cytoplasm
Source: RefSeq, a predicted model, not a curated record